Molecule: messenger RNA, 801 nt
Organism: Bipolaris maydis ATCC 48331
Lineage: Eukaryota; Fungi; Ascomycota; Dothideomycetes; Pleosporales; Pleosporaceae
Product: WSC domain-containing protein
Cellular component (GO): plasma membrane
Source: RefSeq, a predicted model, not a curated record
AUGAGGACUUCUUUAGCAUUGUUGUUUACAGCGCUUGCUCAGCGAGCUGUCUCCACACGCAGUCCGCUCCUCCAAUGGGACCCCGAUACGGUCAAGGAUUGUGUGGAAUGGUACAAUAAUGGCGAAGGCAAGACUUGUGAAUACGUGCGCAAGCUCGUCGGCAUCACAGCAGCAGAGUUUUACGAAUGGAACCCUUCAGUUGGCCCUGAUUGCAGCAGCUGGCGUCGGCAAUCCUACUGCGUCAUGACGCAAACAAAACUGGACGCCUGGGAACCAACGACAACCUCCUCGACGGUGACCACCACCACUACGAAGAGCACAAGUUUUUCUCUCGCGCCUUCCCCUACCGCCUGGGACGCCCUGGGAUGCUACACUCAGAAUCCGACCCACCCGCUCCUCCAGCUGAACACAAAUGCAAAUGGAGACGCAUCUCUAACUAUUCCCAAGUGCAAGAACAGUUGCUAUCGCCGCGCCUUUAAGUUCGCAGGUGUACAGGAAGGCAAUCAGUGUUUGUGCGGCAGCUACGUAAACGGCGAGUGGACAAAGAAUCAGACCGACUGCAACGCUCCUUGCACUGGUAACAAGGCAGACAUGUGUGGAGGCAAGGGCCUUGUCAAUGUUUUCGAGGCAUUGGAGAACACUGCGCCAGCCACCACUACCGCUAAGAGUGCGAGUGUCACAAACACUGCCACUAAGAGCGCGAGUGUCACAAACACUGUCACUAAGAGCGCGAGUAUCCAGGCCGCUACGGCUAGCAACGGCGCCAUAAAGAACAGAGCUCUCUUUGGGAUGGGCUUUUAG